Trematomus bernacchii (emerald rockcod) is the source of this 1904-nucleotide messenger RNA. Its product is annotated as beta-1,4 N-acetylgalactosaminyltransferase 2-like. Gene Ontology annotation, biological process: UDP-N-acetylglucosamine metabolic process; UDP-N-acetylgalactosamine metabolic process. Lineage: Eukaryota; Metazoa; Chordata; Actinopteri; Perciformes; Nototheniidae. The coding region runs from base 42 to 1484 and encodes 480 amino acids. The transcript is spliced from 12 exons. The record is from RefSeq and is a predicted model, not a curated record.
GUCACUGCAGCGCGCUAACACACACACACCUGGAGUAUCAGAUGGCUGUUUUUAUACGAGCACCACUUCUUGCUGCUCUCGUGUUCGUGACCUGCGUUUUUAUAUAUUACUACACAUUUUCUGUUGAGUUCUCGAGCCAUAUUGUUUCUAACAGAGACUGUCCUUCAAAAACAAAGAGGUUGCCACCCCCUCUUCCACCGAGUCAUCUUCCCUCCCCUGGUCCAUGCACCUGUGCCAACGGUUCAAUGCUUCUCAAAAACUUGGUGCCUAAGAAUCAGGCGGUGGAGCUGAUAAAACGCAGAGAGAAGGAGUUCCAACAACACAAAGCCAGGACUGAGUCUGUGUUAUCCACACGGCUGUAUGCUCCGUCUAACUCUCCCCUGCAGUACCCUAUCCAGGGUUUCAAAGUACGACCUAUGACCCCCACCUUCAUCCCAGGUCUAGCAGUGCAUGCAGAACAAAGAAAAAACUACACGGUGUCCUUGAAAGUGUCCAAAGGAGUCCUGAGUACAACUAUUCCAGCUGCACGAGCAAAGGUCCAAGGUAAUGGUGAGAGCCGACUGAUGGUGGAGUCCAGCAGCCUGGAGACCCUCAAUGAGCUGCUGGCUAAUGUGUCCUAUACCAGCACUGUUUAUCACAUACACACCGGAGACCUCGCAUCCUUCCAGUUUGAGGACCAUGAAGCUGUGUUUCCCAUUACCAUCAAACAGCCUCAACCUCCAGUCCUGUACGACAUGGGAACAGAUAUCAACUCUCAAGUCACUAUCACCACUAAGACGUUCCUGCGCUACCCACAACUCAAGGUGUUGUUGAAAAGCAUCCGGCAGUUUUACAAAGACAUAGAAGUCAUCAUCGCAGAUGACAGCUUUGUAACAGAGAACAUUACUGGAGAUCACAUCCAACAUUACAUCAUGCCUCCAGGAAAGGGCUGGUUUGCUGGCAGGAAUCUGGCAGUUUCCCAGGUCACCACCAAGUACAUCCUGUGGGUAGACGAUGACUUCCUGUUUACCAAGUGGACGAAAAUCGAAGAGAUGGUGAAGGUGAUGGAGGCGGUCCCAGAACUGGACGUGCUCGGCGGUAAAGUAGGAAAAGACCAGUUUUAUUCCUCUCUCAUCUAUGAGGAAGGAGACGAAAUGGAAGGUGGCUGCAUGUACAGGAAGUCCAGAGGGAAGUUCCACUCUCUUCCUGGUUACCCAGAAUGCUCAUUGGUCAGUGGGGUGGUCAACUUCUUCCUGGCUCGUACAGAUGCCGUACAGAGGGUGAGAUUCGACCCUAAGCUCAAGAGGGUAGCACACUCAGAGUUCUUCAUGGAUGGCCUGGGCUCCUUGAUGGUGGCAACAUGUGGCCAUGUGGCCAUUGGACAUCAGAAAAGACGUAAACAGAAGGGCUACAUGAGGUUCAGACAACCUGCAAAGAGUGAUACAAUCUCAAAGCUGCAGCUCCACUUCUUUAAAAACCACCUGAAAUGUAUCCGCUAUGGAUAGAAGACCACUAUUUAUUAUCAAGGAUUUUCGCGGACCACCUCAUAUGCAAACCGUAAAAAUAAGUACAUAUAUAAAUGUAGUGUUAAAACGCAGAUAUUUGUUAUAGUUAAUCAUAGACAAUCAAAAGUAAAUUGAAGCCUAUCUGAUACUUUUGUCGCACGUGUGACCGGUGUCUGUCUGCGUUGUGUAUGUUUCUCAAAGAGCACGGCGGACAACUUCUUUCUUUCUUUUGGUCCUUGACCAUAUAUUCAAAUCUGUAGCAUACAAUCAUAGAACACAACAGCUGCAUCAGCGAACAUGAACUGCAGCUCCAGCUCUUUCAACAUCCGAUAUUGCAGGAAAGAGACGCACAACAUCACGUUUACAAUAUCAAAGGAUUUGCGUAAAAAAAAAUGUUUUCGGGGUUCGGGUGUUUAGUUA